This is a messenger RNA of Phytophthora sojae, 768 nucleotides long. RefSeq lists its product as hypothetical. NCBI's taxonomy places the organism in Eukaryota, Oomycota, Peronosporomycetes, Peronosporales, Peronosporaceae. Bases 1 to 768 code for a protein of 255 amino acids. The transcript has a single exon. The record is from RefSeq and is a predicted model, not a curated record.
AUGGAGACCAUCCUCGCGCCGUCAAUGGACCUGCAGGGCCUGUGGAAGCAGCCGCCCUCGCCCGCGCUCAACGCGGCGGCCGCCUCGCCCAACGCCAAGAGCAGCCUCGUGCGCCUGCCCAGCCUCUUCGCCAUGACCGCCAGCCCCACGACGACGACCGAGUGGUCGCCGCGCCUCGUGGGCAUGAGCGACGUGCUCAGCGCGCAGGUGUCGCCCCUCAAGGAGAAGGGCCUGAGCCGCCUGCCGUCCAUCGGCGUCAUGAUCAACCGCGGCGACGCCAGCCCCGAGAGCCUCAGCCCCGUGCAGAAGCACUGCAUGGACCUGUACAAGCAGCUGCAGGCCAAGUCCCCGCGCCAGCCCGAGACGGAGCUCAACAGCCUGCUGGCCGACGCGGCCGUGAGCCAGCUGGCCGAGCAGCAGCAGAGCCGCGUGUCCAAGGCCGACCGGGCCAAGCGCGCCAGCAACGCCAAGCUCUGCGGCAUGGCCGAGUGCAACAAGCGCGCCAAGGCCGGCGGCUUCUGCAUCGCCCACGGCGGCGGCCUGCGCUGCUCCGAGGCCGGCUGCACCAAGCACGCCGUGAGUCUCGGGCUGUGCAUCAGCCACGGCGGCGGCAAGCGCUGCACGGUCGAGGGCUGCCUCAACGCCUCGCGCAAGAACGGCGUGUGCUGGAGCCACGGCGGCAAGCGCCUGUGCAAGCUCGAGGGCUGCAACAAGGGCCCCAAGUCGGGCGGCUACUGCUGGAGCCACGGCGGCAAGAUGAAGAAGUAA